This is a messenger RNA of Drepanopeziza brunnea f. sp. 'multigermtubi' MB_m1, 1104 nucleotides long. RefSeq lists its product as uncharacterized. Gene Ontology annotation, cellular component: cytosol; cytoplasm; eukaryotic 43S preinitiation complex. Lineage: Eukaryota; Fungi; Ascomycota; Leotiomycetes; Helotiales; Drepanopezizaceae. The record is from RefSeq and is a predicted model, not a curated record. Gene Ontology annotation, molecular function: metallopeptidase activity; protein binding; translation initiation factor activity.
AUGGCGGACGCUGGAGUCAAAGAAAUCCCGCUGAACUCGGUGCAAGUCGAGGCGCUGGUGGUUAUGAAGAUCGUCAAGGCAUGCUCUGCGACCUUUCCAACGACGGCGACUGGAUGUAUCGUGGGUAUGGACAUUAACGGAACGCUGCAAAUCACCAACUGCUUCCCGUUCCCGACCGCAGACAUCGCAGCCUCCGACUCCCACCCAAACGAUCAUAUGGCCGCCUCGAACAUUGCUGCUGCCGCGCCUCGCUCCAAGGCGAACCUCGCAUACCAAAAUGAGAUGAUCAAGUGCUUGCGGGAGGUCAACGUAGACGCGAACAAUGUUGGAUGGUACACGAGCGCAAACAUGGGCAACUUCAUCAAUACCAGCCUGAUCGAGAACCAGUUCCAUUACCAAAGUCAGCCAAAUGAGCGGUCGGUCGCUUUGGUGCAUGAUGUCAGCAGGAGUUCCCAGGGUGCUCUGAGUCUGCGAGCGUUCAGAUUAUCCUCGACCUUCAUGGCCGCGUUCAAGGAGAGCAAGUUCACGACUGAGCACAUGCAAAAGUCAAAGCUCACAUAUAAGGAUAUCCUGAUUGAACUCCCAAUUAUUGUCCACAACUCUCACCUCUUGACAUCCUUCCUGCAUCAGAUGCCCGGCGUACUCGCUAAAGAGGAGCUUGAAUUCCCUGCCAGCCUUUCAGACCUUACCGCAAACCCUCCCCAAGUCCCCCUGUACCCAAACCUCGAGUCUCUUGACCUGUCCAUAGAUCCCUUCUUGGAGCGAACCUGCGAUCAGCUUUUGGACAGUAUCGAGACCCACUACACCGAACUCAACAACUUCCAAUACUUCCAAAGACAAUUGGCCCGUGAGCAAACCAAAAUCACUGCGUGGAAGACGAAGCGAGCAGCGGAGAAUGCGACAAGAGCAACACAGAAGCUGGCACCUCUUCCUGAGGACGAGUGGGAGAGGCUCUUCAAGCUGCCGACAGAGCCAAGCCGACUGGAGGGUAUGUUGAACGCUCGACAGGUUGAGCAGUACUCGAGACAAGUGGAUGGAUUCACGGCUAGCAUUACCAGCAAGAUGUUUGCGGUCAAGAGCAAUCUAUUGCCUGAGUCCGAGUAG